Messenger RNA from Leptosia nina, 216 nucleotides. The record is from the annotation of a GenBank genome assembly. Lineage: Eukaryota; Metazoa; Arthropoda; Insecta; Lepidoptera; Pieridae.
AUGAAAAUUGGCACGGCGUUUAGCGCGAAAAUUUUUGAUGAACGGCACCGUAUUGACAGAACAUCAUUGGCAAACGAUAGGACCGUGCCAAUGUCUCGAGCUGCGCUUGCGACAGUCAGGUGGGGUCGAAGGGAGAUAAAUCGAGAGCCUGCCGAACCGUCUAGGACAGCAGUCUCUAACGAGCCAUACACCAGUUCACACGCACUUCUCGAAUAA